Molecule: messenger RNA, 1388 nt
Organism: Tremella mesenterica DSM 1558
Lineage: Eukaryota; Fungi; Basidiomycota; Tremellomycetes; Tremellales; Tremellaceae
Exons: 7
Coding region: 62-1330 (422 amino acids)
Biological process (GO): mRNA splice site recognition
Cellular component (GO): U2-type prespliceosome; U1 snRNP
Molecular function (GO): mRNA binding
Source: RefSeq, a predicted model, not a curated record
AAACUGAUGACAUCUUUCCCCUUUACACAAGUUCAUCCAGCAUAUCUAAUCAUCAGUCAGGAUGGGUAAAAUGGCAGAGGUGCAGCGAAGGCUGCUAGAGCAAAUGAUGGGACCCGAAGCUAUGGGAGUGGCAGUGAUAAACUACGACUGGUGGGAUGAUAAGGUGUGCAGAAAUUAUUUGUUUGGAACCUGUCCUCAUAACGUUUUUAGUAACACCAAAAUGGAUCUGGGCAGUUGUCCCAAAAUCCACUCUGACCGUAUUCUCGAGCAAUUCAAAGAAGCCCAAGCGGCCGACCCGGACGAUCCUCGCAUAGCAUCGUAUAAGAGAGAACACGAGAAUAAUCUCUAUUCAUUUGUCGAAGAAUGUGAUCGAAGGAUCAGGGCGAGUCAGAGGAAGUUGGAGAAAACUCCGGAAGAAAAUAGAAAGACAGUGGAUUUGAUGCGCGAAAUUGGAGAGAUUGAAUUAUCCAUACAAGGCGCCACUGAAGAAGUCGAGGCGUUGGGUGAAGCUGGAAAGGUUGAAGAAUCUAUGGAGAAGCUCAAAGCUGUUGAUGCUCUCAAGUCUCUCAAGACAGAUAAGGAGAGAGAGUUACAGGUAUUGAAUGAGAAUGCAGGAGCUUCGGGGCAUCAGAAAUUGAGAGUUUGCGAGACAUGUGGCGCCAUGCUUAGUGUUUUGGACUCUGAUAAACGUCUAGCGGAUCAUUUCGGUGGAAAGUUGCACUUGGGCUACCACGAACUGCGUAAACUGCUAGCACAAAUGGCAGAAGACCGCAUGAUCGGUCGACAAUCUCAUCAGAACCCCUCUGGACCUCCCCCUUCCGCCCCAUCAGCGCCUUCCGGUCCUCGUCAAACCCAUCUUGGCCCUCCUGGGGGACCAGGGCUCAUGGGACCGCCUGGCAUCGGUAACGGUGCUGCUCCACAUACUCCCAUGCAUCCUCGCGUCCCUCCAGUGGAUGAGAUGCCUCUCGUGGGACACGGAGAUAAGAUACGACGGGAAGCAGGUGAGCUGGAAGAAGAUUUGAAGGAGGUGAAAGGGGAGCGAGAACGUGAGGAGAGACAUGUUUCCUCAAAGUACAGGGAUAGAGAUAGGGACGACAGACAUGAGCGAUACCGUGAGAAAGAUGGGUAUGAUAAGUACGAUAGGAGGGAAGAUCGUGACAGAGGCGAAUCUCAUCGUUCGCGCGAUCGAGAUCGCGAUGGAGAACGAGACAGAGACCGAGAUCGGAGCUCAAAGUACGACAAAUACGACGAAAACAGGGAUCGGGAGAAGAGACACAGGAGUAGGGAGAAGGAGAGAUCUCGUUCGCCACCCAAACGAAGAUUGGUUUAAGGUCUUAUCGCCCAUGAUCUUGUACGUGAGAAGAGGUUCGCAUGGAUACGAAGUCCAC